GCCAGAACCAGUACUGUGGACAAAGGAUGGUGGAGAGCUACCAGAUCCAGAGAGAAUGGUUGUCAAUGGCAGGGGGCUAAGCAUCAGUUUCCUAAACAAAACAGACAAUGGGACAUACAGAUGUGAAGCAAAAAAUCCUAUUGGUCGAAACAGCACAGAAUAUGUUCUAAUAGUACAUGAUGUUUUCAACACUUUGCUUCCCACUACUGUCAUCCCCUCCCUUACCACUGCAACAGUCACAACCACUGUAGCCUUAACAGCCAGCACAACCACAUCGGCCACAGCCAUCAGCACCAGAGAUCCAAAUGCUUUGGCUGGACAGACGGGACCUGACCAUGCUCUUAUAGGAGGAAUAGUGGCUGUAGUUGUCUUUGUAACACUAUGUUCUAUAAUUCUCCUUGGUCGAUACCUGGCAAGACAUAAAGGAACAUAUUUAACAAAUGAAGCAAAAGGAGCGGAAGAUGCACCUGAUGCCGACACAGCCAUUAUUAAUGCAGAAGGCAGCCAAGUCAAUGCAGAGGAGAAAAAAGAGUAUUUCAUUUGAUGCAGAGCUAGAAUUUUGGAGUUUUACUUAUCAGGCUGACUGCUGGAGAAAACUGGCUAUCAUUUCUCAGAAUUCAUUUCUGCCAUCUUCUGCUAUCUUUAUUAAUUCACAUACCUGCUAUAAGUAGCCAGUUUAUGCCAACAAUCAGCUGUUGACAUCAUCAUUCUAUAAUUACAGUAUCAUGCGUAAAGCAGGACAUUUCUUAUUGCCUAAAAAUCAUAUCCACUGCUCUCUUAACAUACAGUGCUUGAAUAUACAGCCUUAACAAUGUUAAUCAUCAUCUUAAUCCAAGUUUUCUACAUUUUUAAAUGUUGUGCAGCUUUCUUUUUCAGUUUUUUUGUUUUAUCAUGUCCCUACUAGUAUGUCAUAGACCAAAAUUCGUAACAAAUACUAUUAGGUAAAGUUCUAAUUUACUUACAGAAAAUGUUACGUCUAAGGCUAGAGGUUUACAAAGAAUGUUUUAUACAUGUCUAUCUAUAAUGCAAAAAGCAACUUGUUUUUGAAACACAUGCCCUUGGAAACACAAAUCUGUUUAGAAUAGUUUCCUGUAUGCUUGGAUUUGGAUCAGUCCACUUAAUUUUUUUGGUUUUGUUUUGCUUUGCUUUGUUGUGUUUUAAAUGGUACCUUGACUACAGUGCCAUGUUUCUGUGGUGAAAACAUGCUGAAUAGCUAUACAGAUUCUGCAAAGUUAGCUAAUAGUGCUUCAUUUGAAACAAAUUUGUUGUGCCCUUUUACUGGAUUUUGGGGUUGCAAAGAUUAGAAAACAUUCUGAGUAAUUUCUGGUUUUAUAAUUUAUUUGCUUCACAUGAAGUCAUCUGUCUACUCAAAUCUGAAGUGUUCGUAGGGCACAACUGCAAGUCAUUUUAGUAUAUGUAUAUAGUGCAUAUAAUAAAUUCAAUUAAACAUUAUUUGAUACAUCUUCAACUUUUUUGGCAGUAGCUAAGUCAGUCACAAGUAAGCAUUUUCUAAUGUCCAUUAUAUCCUUUUAGAUAUGAUUCAAAUCAAUAUUCUGAAUAGAUAACAUGUAUUGGUAUUUUUUGUCUGUAUGUCCUAGCACUGUUCAGCAGCAAACUUUUCUAGUUCUUGUUAAUUUUUUCUUUGUUAUACAAUGGAAGCACAAUGUUAUAUGGAAAGGUAGUUUUAAGCUAACAACCAGUGCACAGCCUCAGGUUUUAAAUUACAACCACAUUUGAUUACUAUCCUUAAAAUAUACUAUUGAGUUGCUAAACUUCUCAAUUUUUAAUUUGGCAGUUCUAGAGCUGCUUCUCUCUGUUGGUUUGCCAAAAAAA
Messenger RNA from Acanthisitta chloris (rifleman), 1833 nucleotides. RefSeq names its product cell adhesion molecule 2 (gene CADM2). The transcript has 4 exons. Lineage: Eukaryota; Metazoa; Chordata; Aves; Passeriformes; Acanthisittidae. The record is from RefSeq and is a predicted model, not a curated record. The annotation marks the transcript as partial.